GAAAACAUUGCUAUUUUACACCGUGUGAUCUGAUCGUUAUCCAGUCACACCCAUAUCUCAAGUUGAUUGUCCCACCAUUUAUAAGUUGGGUCAGUGAUUGUAUUACAUCAGUACAUUUUGCGAGCUUACGACGACGCCUAUAUCGUUAGAAGAUACAAUCAUGUCUGUACCAAAGGUGACCAUCAACGACCUUUCCGAUGCCAUCGAGGCAGCAAAAGAUCCCAAGGUUAAGACUGUUUUAGAGGGAAUUCUUAAUGACUGGAUGGAUCUUCAAUACGGCAAGAGUACACCAUACACAACGGGAAAGACAGUGCUUCCAGUCGGUUCAACAAUAGGAGAUGUAGAAACGGCAGUAAACAGUGAUGCGGAUCAGAAAUUCAAAGAUAUCUUUGGAAAAAUCUGCGAUACCUACAAAACUGGUGAUUUGACACCACAGUCUGUGAACGAUGGUAGUUGGGAUCCAAAAUUCACUCCUGUAUUCGUUUUUGUUGCUAGUAAUCCUUAGAUAUAUUUGUCAUUAGUUUAUAAGUUAUUUUUAUGAUUAAUAUAAUAAAGGAUAGUUUAUA
This is a messenger RNA of Pieris rapae (cabbage white), 566 nucleotides long. RefSeq lists its product as uncharacterized. Lineage: Eukaryota; Metazoa; Arthropoda; Insecta; Lepidoptera; Pieridae. The coding region runs from base 161 to 505 and encodes 114 amino acids. The record is from RefSeq and is a predicted model, not a curated record. The transcript has 2 exons.